Messenger RNA from Triticum turgidum subsp. durum (durum wheat), 1314 nucleotides. The record is from the annotation of a GenBank genome assembly. NCBI's taxonomy places the organism in Eukaryota, Viridiplantae, Streptophyta, Magnoliopsida, Poales, Poaceae.
AUGCAUGUGUGUCUGUGUGAGAUGUGCUUAAUCAUGCAGGGUAUCAUCGGCAUCCUCCGCACUGCCAUCCUGCUCCUCGUCAGCCUCGCGUGGUGUAGUGUGCUCGUCGCCGCCGCCGGCGGGGUGGACGGCGUGUUGAACGUCCAGGACUACGGUGCUCUAGGGGACGGGACCACGGACGACACCAAGGCGUUCGUGGAUGCAUGGGCGGCGGCGUGCGGCGCCACUGGCUCGUCGGCGACGCUGCACGUGCCGGCGGCGAAGUCAUUCCUCGUCGGUCUCACCAGGUUUAGUGGGCCAUGCGCCUCCACUAGAAUCACCGUCCAGGUCUUGGGCACGAUUACGGCGCCGCCGGCGAGCGCAUGGAGUGAGAAGAAGAACUAUUGGCUGAUGUUCUACCAGGUCGACGGGCUCACGGUUACCGGCAACAGCACCGGCUUGCUCGACGGCAGCGGCAAGACGUGGUGGAGCGAUAAAUGCAAACACGGUGAUGAUGAUUGUGUAACUAAGGCACCGACGGCCUUGUUGGUCAUGAACUGCACCGACGUGGAGCUGAGCCAAUUCAGCAGCAAGGACAGCCCGCAGAUGCACAUCGGCCUCAGCAUGAGCGGUAAGGUCAACGUGACGCAGCUCACCAUCACCGCGCCGGAGGACAGCCCCAACACCGACGGCGUGCACGUCGACCGGAGCGAAGACGUCCACAUCACCGGCUCGACCAUCGGCACGGGCGACGACUGCAUCUCCAUCGGCCCCGGGAGCCGCUUCGUCACCGUCGACAGAAUCGUCUGCGGCCCCGGCCAUGGUGUAAGUGUGGGGAGCCUGGGCAGGGAUGGAGCAAACGAAUCCGUGGAGUACAUCGACGUGAGAAACGUCCAGUUCAUCAACACGACGAAUGGAGCAAGGAUCAAGACGUGGAAGGGUGGGAAAGGUUACGCGAAAUCCAUCUCCUUCACCAACAUAAACUUCACCAACGUGGACCAUCCUGUGAUAAUCAACCAGUUCUACGAAGAUCGCCAGGACGUCUCAAAUACGGGGGCGGUGGCGCUGAGCAACAUAACGUACACGAACCUCAACGGGACAUCGACAGGAAAGACGGCCGUCGACUUCGAUUGCAGCAAGAACGGCAGCUGCAUGGACAUCCACGUCAACACCGUGGCGAUCACGGCCGCGGACGGUGGAGCAACCGUGGCUCGCUGCCAGAACGCGGAAGUGGACACCUCCGGGUUCGUCUACCCGAAGAUCCCUUGCGUAGCUAACGCUGCAUCGCCCAGCCCGGCCAACGCCCCGUCGCCCAGCCCACGGCUUAGCAGUUAG